Messenger RNA from Mercenaria mercenaria, 3102 nucleotides. RefSeq names its product organic cation transporter protein-like. Gene Ontology annotation, molecular function: transmembrane transporter activity. Lineage: Eukaryota; Metazoa; Mollusca; Bivalvia; Venerida; Veneridae. Gene Ontology annotation, biological process: transmembrane transport. Gene Ontology annotation, cellular component: membrane. The record is from RefSeq and is a predicted model, not a curated record. The coding region runs from base 2324 to 2944 and encodes 206 amino acids. The transcript is spliced from 7 exons.
ACAGGUGACAAUGUUCACGCUUCUAAUAUCACAAAAGAAAUCGCCAAAUUAGUUACGGUUGAAAGAAUGAUUAUUUUGCCACUGUUUCUUUUUAAUGGAUCUUGUGUUUCUAAUUUUCUUUAUUGUAACUGGUGGCAACAUAUCAUUUUAUGUCAAAGCAAGUGUUGAGCGACCUGUGAAGUUUAUACUUUUCUCUGUUUUAGUAUAAGUUAGUAUAAGUGUUUAGGGUAAUUACAGCAUUAUAAUAUAAUAUAUAUUUGUCAUAUAACAGAACAAUCUAAUUGGCAGAUUGCUAGAGAACGGUGACCUACAUAAAGAAUGGAAGGUGGAGUUCUAGAGUUUGACUCCGUUUGGAGGAAGAUUAAACCCUGGGGAAAAUUUCAGAUGUUCCAGUUUUGUCUUAUUCUCAUAGAUUAUGUUCCGGCUUGUUUUGCAAUUUUAAGCGCUGUGUUUACUGGCAAGUACAUCAAUCCUUUUAUAAUUAAUGUUAACAUGCAUACGUAGAUCAAGUUAACAAACUCAAAAAAGAACGUACCGUUUUAUCGUAAGUAAGGACCAAUUUAUUUAAUGAUUCAUGUCAAUACAGUGUGAAAAAUUACUUCAAGAAGUAUAUAUGUGCUAAUUUCAAGUCACAAACUACUUAGAUGUACAUUUUUCCAUUAAGGGUAUAUACCUGACUACACGUGCGAAGUGCCACCGUCUGCAAAUGGAACUUCAGAAAACGAGAAUUUCACUUACGAGGCAGGUGAAUGUGACUACGACGUGUAUUUAAACGAAGGAAAUAUGUCAGUAUUUGUAGAGAAGAGAGAUUGUGACGGGUUUAUUUAUUCAAACACACUGACUUAUGCAUACGAGGUAUGGGGUUUCGAGUAAUUGCAAGUUUUUUUUGUUUUCAUAUUGAACAAUGCAUUUAAAAAUGCUGACUUUCUUCAGAUACCAUUCGCGACUUAUGUCCUUAAAAUGUUUGAGUUUUUGCGUGUCUCAAAAUGCUAUAUUACAGAUAUAUUGGAAUGUCGUAUAAUGGUGAAUAUUUUGCGGUUUUUUUUCAGUGGAAUCUGGUAUGUUCACGGUCAAAUCUGGCCGCCCUGGCACAGUCGUUAGCACUGCCGGCCAGGGUCUAGGAGCACUGAUAAUGUCUCAUCUAGCAGAUAGAUUUGGCCGGAAGACGGUUCACGUGCUUGCCCAUAUAGGUGUAAUGGUGUCCAUGGUUAUAAUGGCGUUCUCAACUAAUAUUAUCAUGUUGUUAACACUUAGGCUCAUCACAGGGACAUUUCAACAGGGCAUUGUAUGCACUGGAAAAAUCCUGGCGUUAGAGUUGUUUCCACGAGAAGUCCGUUCACAUACAGAAGCAGCAUCAUUUAUUGCAUGGUCUGUAGGCAUAAUGAUCCUCGCACUAUUUGGAUAUGUUUUCCGUGGGGUAGAUUGGCGUUAUCUUCAGAUAGGACUGAGUGCAUUUUCUUUUUACGCCUUGUUUGAGUGGUGGAUGCUGGAAGAAUCCGUUAGAUGGCUACUUACCAACGGCAAGGUAAAACAAGCAAAGAAAAUUUUGAAGAACGCAACAAAGUGGAAUAAGGUUGAAUACAAGAAAAUCGAGGAUCUUCCCCAUUUUAUGAAAAAUCAAAAUCAGUUGAAACUGAGAUUAACACGAUUGGAAAGUUCAUAUGACACUCUACCAGAUGGUGGCGAGAAAGGGAAACGUGAUAAAACAGUGGUAAAAUACAAUGUCAUCGACAUUCUCAAAAACCCUAAGCUGAGAGUGAAUACAUUAAUCCUGUGGUUUUCAUGGCAAGUAUUUCCAGGGAACUAUAUAAAUGAAUACAGUCUCUUUAAAUAAGUGAUCAGCUGGUCAUUUUGGUCAUUAAAUUAGCCCGGGUCUAAGUUUUGAAACUAUACAUCACUUUUGUAGAUGUAGUCCUUUAUUUAUAUUGUUGGGUUUAACGUAGCACCGACACAAUGAUUAUAGGUCAUAUGGCAACUUUUCAGCUUUGAUGGUGGAGGAAGACCCCAGGUGCCCCAAGUGCUUUAUUUCAUCUCAAGCCGGCACCACCGCAGAUGUAGUGAAGUUUCCAAUUUUUUCCUUCCUGAAUUAUUAGUCAAUUUUUUUUUUAGAUAUAUCAACAAUCAUGAUCGAUUCGCUUUCAAUGUUCAGGCUUUUCUCAUUCAACUGUGAUCAAAUGAUGAUUCUGUUUAGCUCUAUCUUCCAUAAAGUGGAAACAUUAUUGUCUCUGUAACUGUGUUUAUACUAGAAAAUAUUGAAUAUUUUUACCAUUAAAAGACAAAUAAAAGAAUAUAUGAACCUUUUUAUAUAUCCAGGAUAGUGGCAAUGGGGUCAUAUUAUGGUCUGACACUGGUGUCAACUCACUUGGCCGGGGAUCGGUUCGUCAACUUCUUUUUGAGCGGCGUUAUUGAGGUUCCAUCACUUCUGCUGGAGUUCUACCUGUUCAACAAAAUUGGGCGUAAAAGAACAAUGAUUCUGUGGUUUGCUACGGCAGGUGUGUCUUUAAUUAUCUCAACUGCACUGCUCACUGUAUUUAAGGAUAAUGUGUUGGAGACAGUGGCCACAGUGUUUGCACUCGUAGGAAAAUCAGCCAGCACUGGAUGCACAAGCACAAUGUUCUUGUACACGCCAGAAAUAUAUCCUACAAAUUACAGAAACAGUGGUCUCGGUAUAGCUUCCUCCAUUUCGCGUAUUGGUGGAAUUUUGGCGCCCUUUGCCAGCAAUCUGGCAUUGAUAGCGUUAUGGAUACCCGGUGCAAUAUUUGGCGGGAUGUGUUUGUUGGUUGUGCUUCUAGCAAUACGACUUCCGGAAAGCGCCGCCCAUGAACUUCCUACAACGAUUGCUGAGUGCAAUAAAUGGGAAGAGCAGGACAAUAUAUCGUCAAUGUCAUUUGAAGUUAAACCUGGCCCAUCUGACGAAGAUGGAGAAAAAUCUGUCAGACUUUAAGCUGGCAAGUCUGUUGAAGCUGUUGAAUAGUCCUUGAAGUCAAUAUAUACAAUAGAUACAUGACUGAAAUACUGUUGAAAAACGUCGUUAAACCCAAAACAAACAAACAAACAGACUGAAUACUUUUCACUAGUUCUUUCUUCACGGAUUAAAAACAA